Daldinia decipiens is the source of this 1474-nucleotide messenger RNA. Its product is annotated as isoflavone reductase family protein. The transcript is spliced from 2 exons. The record is from RefSeq and is a predicted model, not a curated record. Bases 464 to 1384 code for a protein of 306 amino acids. Gene Ontology annotation, molecular function: oxidoreductase activity. NCBI's taxonomy places the organism in Eukaryota, Fungi, Ascomycota, Sordariomycetes, Xylariales, Hypoxylaceae.
CAUAUUUGACCGUCUUGUCUGGUUCGUGUUAGCUGCUUGUUUAUAUCGUGAAAAGGUCAAAUCCAAUACGACCUAACAAUACCCAGUAGGUUAGAGACGUCGGCUAGGCUUAACCGUACAGAGUUAAACAGUUCCACUCAACCUGGGAUUCAAUUACGCCUGCCAAGCCAGACCCCCCUCGGGGUUAAUCAAGUUUAUACAUCAUCAUACAAGGCGAGUCGCGGGUCGAGUAGUCUAAUACCCGUUAUCUCCUGAGAAUCUUCACGAGUAGAGCGGUUUAUUUGUCAUCGUGUGUGGUUUAGCUGUUUCCUUUGGGGGGGAGGGUAUAAAAGGGGUCGUGAUACUUGAUUGACAUAUAUAUAUAUAUAUAUAUACUUUUCAGGAACAUCUACUCUAUCAGUGAAGCUACGAGGACAUUUUACAUACCUAUCUUACCUAGAGAGAUUUAAAUCCAAAAUCUAACAUGAGCGCCUCCCCACCCAUCCUACUCAUCGGCGCCGGCGAGCUCGGCACAGCUGUCCUGGAGUCCCUCGUCGCGCAUCCUAAGCGCAACAGCGGCUCCAUCGCCAUCUUGCUUCGGCAAUCCAGCAUCUCCUCGCAGGACCCAGCCAAGAAAGCGCAGAACGACCGUCUCAAGUCCCUAGGCGCUACCUUCGAGGCGGGCGACCUGGCGAACGACUCCGCCGAGCAGCUCGCCGGGGUGUUUGAGAAGUACCACACUAUAAUCUCGUGCUCGGGCUUCGGCCUGCCGCCCGGAACCCAGGUCAAACUCACGCAGGCGGUCCUGCAAGCUAAGGCGCGGCGGUACAUCCCCUGGCAAUGGGGCAUCGACUACGACGCCGUGGGGGGCGGCAGCGCGCAGGAUUUAUUCGACGAGCAGCUGCGCGUGCGCUCGCUGCUGCGCUCGCAGCGGGACACGGACUGGAUCAUCGUGUCGACGGGGCUGUUCACGAGUUUCCUGUUCCUGCCGGCCUUCGGCGUCGUCGACCUGCCAGCGCGCAAACUGCGCGCCCUGGGGUCCUGGGAUGCUCGGCUGUCGCUUACCACGGCGGCGGAUAUCGGGCGCAUGGCGGCGGAGGUGGCGUACGAUCCGCGGGACGUCUCGCACCAGGUGGUCUACAUUGCGGGGGACACGGUGACGUACGCCCGGGUUGCGGAGCUGGUGGAGGGGAGGUUCGGGGGGGAGUGGACGCGGGAAGUGUGGGAUGUGGAGGGCUUGAAGGAGAAGCUGCGGGAGAGGCCGGAUGAUGGGAUGCUUAAGUAUACGAACGUGUGGGCGGUGGGGAAGGGCGUGGCGUGGGAUAUGGAGAAGACGCUUAAUGCGCAGAGGGGGGUUGAGCUUCAGGGUUUGGAGGAUUAUUUGAGGGCGAUGCCGGAUUUAUAGGUAUGUAGAAGUAGGUUAGGGAUAGGGGGUUGCGAGGCCUACGUGCGAGAUGAAAUGUUAAUGCCAAUGUGAGCCAACCUUGAUACAUCG